AUGCACCCCUUACUGCCGCCACGCCACAGGGAUGCAGGGACAACUCUGCCUCAGAGCCAGCUGGGAGACAAGGUAGAGCAAGUGAAAUUACUAGACAGGUUCAGCACCAGCAAUAAGUCGCUAACAGGAACUCUGUACCUUACAGCAACUCAUCUGUUAUUCAUAGAUUCAAGCCAGAGAGAGACUUGGAUAUUGCAUCAUCACAUUGCUGCAGUGGAAAAACUUCCCUUGACUACUUCUGGCUGUCCCCUUGUGAUUCAGUGCAAGAACUUCAGGAUUGUUCACUUUGUUGUUCCCAGAGAGAGAGAUUGCCAUGACAUUUAUAACUCUUUGCUCCAGCUGUCAAGAACAGCACAAUAUGAUGAACUGUAUGCCUUCUCCUAUAAUCCAAAACAAAAUGCAUCUGAGCAAGUCAAAGGUUGGCAGCUUAUUGAUCUAGCAGAAGAAUAUAAGAGAAUGGGAGUGCCAAAUGCCAAUUGGCAGUUGUCCGAUGCAAAUCGUGAUUAUAAGAUUUGUGAAACCUAUCCUAGAGAACUUUAUGUUCCCAGAACUGCAAGCAAGCCUAUAAUCGUUGGUAGCUCCAAGUUCAGAAGUAAAGGAAGAUUCCCAGUAUUGUCCUAUUAUCAUAAAGAGAAAGAGGCUGCAAUUUGCCGAUGCAGUCAACCUCUCUCAGGUUUCAGUGCCAGGUGCCUGGAAGAUGAACACAUGUUGCAAGCAAUCAGUAAAGCAAAUCCUUCAAAUCGCUUUAUGUAUGUCAUGGACACCAGGCCAAAGCUUAAUGCAAUGGCAAACAGAGCUGCUGGGAAGGGCUAUGAAAAUGAGGACAACUACUCUAACAUUAGGUUCCAGUUUGUUGGAAUUGAAAAUAUUCAUGUAAUGAGAUCCAGCUUACAAAAACUUCUGGAAGUCAGUGGUACAAAGGGUUUGUCUGUCAAUGACUUCUUGUCUGGUUUGGAGAGUUCUGGAUGGCUGCGUCAUAUCAAAGCUGUACUGGAUGCUGCUCUCUUCCUAGUCAAGGCAAUAGCAGUUGAGAGUGCAAGUGUAUUAGUGCACUGCUCGGAUGGCUGGGAUAGGACUUCCCAGGUUUGUUCCCUUGGAGCUCUCUUACUAGAUUCCUAUUACAGAACAAUUAAAGGAUUCAUGGUCUUGAUAGAGAAGGACUGGAUCUCUUUUGGCCACAAAUUCUCUGACAGGUGCUGUCAGUUGGAUGGUGAUCCAAAAGAAAUCUCACCAGUGUUCACCCAGUUCUUAGAAAGUGUGUGGAAUCUGACUGAGCAAUUUCCACAAGCCUUUGAGUACAAUGAAGCUUUCCUUCUUCAAAUCCAUGAACAUGUCCAUUCAUGUCAGUUUGGAAACUUCCUUGGAAAUUGCCAAAAAGAGCGGGAAGAACUAAAAUUUAAAGAGAAGACUUAUUCCUUGUGGCCAUUCCUUCUGGAUGAACAAAAGAAAUAUCAAAAUCCUUUAUAUAAUCCAGAUUUUUCUCCGAAGCUAACUCUUUUGGAGCCUAACACAGUGUCUUUCAAUUUUAAGUUUUGGAGAAAUAUGUACCAUCAAUUUGAUCGAAGUAUGCAUCCCAGGCAAUCUGUAUUAGAUCUUAUCAUGAACAUGAGUGAACAAAAUAAACAACUGGAGAAAGACAUUAAAGAACUGGAAGCUAAAAUUAAGCGGAGAAAUGGUCAGUCAGAUGCAGUCCUCAUGAAGGAGCCUUUGCAUUCUGCCCCUCCUGCACCCAUGGCACUGAAAACCCCUCCAUGCUUCAAGAAGGAGCAGCCACUGAUGCCUGUGAAUGACUCUGUGAGAACUAUAGAGGGCAGCAGCACACCAGACAAUCGCUACAGUGAAUUCAUGGAAGAGCUCUCAAAAGCUGAGCCUGCUGUUGUCAGCUUGGAGUAUGGAGUGGCCAGGAUGACCUGUUAAUUGAAAUCUGGCACAGUGCUCUGCUUUUCUAGACUGAUUGAAAUAAAAGGGAGAUUAUUGUGAGGAUGGGUCUGUGCUGCAUGACCAAAACUUGAUUUGUAUAUUUGCAAAUUUUAUUAUGUAGGCUAGAACAGCAUGCUAAUUGUCAAGUACUUGCUGUUCUCUUUAAAAAGAAAAAAGUAUAACUGUAUUUUAAAGGAAGGGGCAUUUGGUAAGUAGUGACAAAAGUGUUCUUGAACUUAUGUCAGUUUGCACUAAAUUGAUUAAAAUAGUAAUGAUAGUAAUGUUACUUAUGAUAACUUAGUAUAGGAGAACACAGGUGAUCUUUCACAAGUUGAUUUUAUUUAGGCAACAAAACUUGUGCUUUCUACUUUAGAAACUGAAGCUACAUGUAUAUAUUGCAUACAAUAUAAAUAUGUAUACCUUUGUUUAAUGUCACCCACUACUAAAUUUCAGUGUAUUAAGUGCCAUGAAAAAGUGCGAUAUAUCAAAUCAUAACUAGUUGGCCUUAAACCUAUUAGUCGGUAAUAUUCUUGUCCUUGACUACUGCAGCCUGUAAUCUGACUAUUUAUAUUGUGCUUGCUCAGAUUUGUUAUUUCCUUAAAGCAGGACUGGAUGUAGGGAAUGAAGCACACCUAAGCUGGUGCAGCCUGACAGCAAAUAGCUAUAUGAAUGCUAACUUACCACUGAAGAUGUCAUGUCUUCCCCUCCCCCCAAAUUCCUUUAUUGUUUAAAAUAUAAUUGGCCAGAUCUUGCUCUCUAGCAACAGUGAGCUUCCAUGAAACUAUAAUUCACGUGUGUGAGAUCUUAAGCAUUGAUAUUUAAUGGUGAAGUAUAAAAAGAGUAAAGGAUAUCCUUAAAAGUCAAUAACUGAACAGCUGUAUUCCCUUCCAACUGUUUACUGUGUGUGGUUUCAAGAACAGAAGCACAAGUUCUAGCAUAGUCUGAUGCUGACUAUCCUCAGAUACAAAAAACUUGUUUCACUCGUGUCUGCCCAUGAGAAAUGGAGUGCCUCAUACUAAAUCUUUGGGGGAAAAAAAUUUCAAUAGUUAGCAAAGUCUCCCUUUUAUCUUGUAGAACUUCUGACUUAGACUUUUCUGAAAAAAAUUCAAUUUAAACUGGAGCUUCUUUUUUAUAAUUUGAGAGAGGACAAAAACUGCUUCUGGCAGGAUACAGUAGAAAUCCUGGGACAUAGGAAAACUUAAAGUAUCUAAACUUAAUUGUGUGUCUAUAGCUUAUCUUGGUAAGGGAGAAGGUUUUGCCCAAGUCUCCCUCCCAUGAUAGAUUUUUCUGGGCAGUAGCAUUUGAAAACAGAACAGGGAAAUAAAAAUGUGAGUGCCUAAUCUUUAAGUAGAGGUACAAAUAACAAGUUUAGUUAUUAAGAUUCCUAGGUAUGGUGUUAGAUUAAUGCUACCAAUUUUUGUCUCUGGAUUUAAAUCCUUUUUGGUUACAAGUGAAACAAGUUUAUUCUCAUCCUAAUCCCUAAAUUCUGUUUUGUUAAAACUACCAGUGCACCACACAACUUCAUAUAAUUGGCAGCGUUUCUCUCUACCCCAAAUUAGAUCCAGGACUCUGUUACAAGGCCAGUCCAUAAGUCAUGAUCAAGUUGCACUUGUGAAGCUGUCUGAGAGAAAUGAAUUAUGGCCCCUGUAUUUAGGGAGUUUUAAUUGUUCAUUUCACCAAUUUUUUUAAAAGCCUAAACCUGUGAAUAAAGAUUCAUAAAAGCUUUCUUUAAUCUCAAAGAGAUGAGAGUAAUGCCAUCUUUAAAAUACAUUAUCCAGCCAUUUAAACACAUUUAGACUUUAUAUUUUUCCACUACAGGUUUUGGCAGAGUUUCACAUUUGCAUGCAUGGUGCCUUACAAGGUUGCAGCAAGAGAGGUUUUUGUGCCUUGUUACUUGUUGUCUCCCUCUCCGCCCCUUACCUUCUGUAUCAACAUGGUUCUAUGGUUUUUCUUUGCAGAACGUCUUGUAUAUAAGACUUGUGUUUUAUCACACUAGUGAAACAAAUUUAUCACUGACAGUAUAGGUAAAUGUUAUCACUUUACUAGUUUGUCUUAAUAUUUAACUGCUCUGGUGUGCCAUGUACAUUAUUUUUCAUAUUUAUUGUUUAGAGUUACGGACUCGAAAGAUUGUAUUAAGCUUUUUGGCAAGUAUUGUGGUAUGUGUGGUUUUUUCUCUUUUAAAAGCCUUAUUAUACAGGGGUACUCAGCUCUUUACUGGAAAGAAAUAGCUCUUCUCUUUAACGUUAAAGUGUGUUUGUUCCAGUCUUCACACCCUCCUUAUUGGAAGAAUUCACUUUUUACUAAAAAGAAGGAAUCAGGCUGCUGUUUUAUUUUAAAUCAAGGUAGAUCUUAAGCUAGUCCUAAAGAGUUAUUAAAAACAGUCUGCUUUGGUACAGAAUGUGUUUAGUCAUCAAAAAAUACUAUAUUUCCUCAUUUAAAACAUGUUACUCCAGUGAAUAAAUGAAUAGACUUUUAUAAGGUUGUUUUGUAGAGCAGCCUUCAUAUAAAGUCCAGACAGCUUUGCCAAUUCAGCCCCCAGGGUCACCAGUGAGAAAAGUUCCUGCAGAGAGCCAGCUGUCUCUUCUCAUUUGCUAUUUGGGCUUAGGCCAAAACUACCUAAAGCACAUCGGACCUGAGGUGUGGUAAAUAGAUGGUAGCAAAGUGAGCACCAGUACAAGGCAUGGCAGAAUGGCUGUGACUCGGCUCAGUGGGGACUGUCCUGUGCCCUUCAAGAAGGGUUUAAAAACAAACCGACCAGUUGACUAAAAAGCUAUGGCAGAAGUCUGGGAACAAAAAUGUUGCUUCUUUUUUACUGCAUGGAUGUUUCUUUACUCUGGAAGCAUUUAUGGCGAUUACAAUAUUGAAAGGUGCCCAUUACAGCUCAGUAGAGGGCCUAGAAUUCCUUCCCCUUUAAGCUGUGGCCUUACAACUUUUGGUGCACUGACCAGUUUGGACUAACAUGCCCCAGGUGUAAAGUUGCUGUAGUUGAUUCUAUUUCAGCUGUUGCUAGACUUUGUAGCACCUGUCAGUUCUGUGCCUCAGUUUGAGAAAGUGUUGGUAACAUCACUGGGUUUUAAGUUUUGUGCUGUGUGUGUUUUUUCCAGUCUGAAUGCUGUAGAAGAGAAGUUACUCCUUUUAGUUAACGGAACUGUUAGUCUCACCUGAGCAACUAAAACUGCUUUCACUUUGUGUUCUAAGCAACAUUAAAUGUUUAUUUCAAAGUAUAGUAGCACAGAAGGAGUUGAGCAUAUUUUGGGGAAGUUAGCUAUUGUGAUCAUGUCCUCUUUAAGGCGAGUUUAGAUAUCCAACUGUUCUGUUCAGCCGGACAACUGCCAAAUCAACAGACUAAGAAAUUAAUUAAGCCACAUUGAACUGAGUCCAUAUGUUUUUCCACACAGGUCCAAUUACCAGUGACCUGAAUCUAGGGCAAAAGCCUGAAGUCUAGCAAGUCCAUUAGGGAAUGGAGCAGCAGUCCUUCCAUAAGAUACAGGGAUGGGCAGUUUUAUAUAAAGCAGAUGUCCUAAUAUAAUGUUCUUUUAGAGGAAAAGUUAUUACAACAUCAAACUAAAAUGAUUCAACAUGUCUCUUAGUAUAAGCACCCUGAAGAUUAACUUUCAGGGAAAGGUGUUGUGGUCUUUCUCUGCAGCUGCUAUUUUCCAAAUGCCUUUUUAUCUUUAUAAAGUAAUACAUUGCCAAAGCUGUGAGAACUUGCUACUCUCAUAUUGGUAAACUGAGCUGAUAACAGCCGCACAGUUGUUGCAGUUGCCCCAGUUCUCUUACGAAGGAGGGGAAAUGGGGCUGGAGUAGCUUGGCUUAACCACUCUCCUCUUAAGGAGAUGACAUAACUUAAACAACUGCAGUCUCAAGAAUAAUGAGUAUUGAUAGGGUGGGGCCUGGGUUCUUGGGAGUCCUGCCCUGCUCUUGGACAAGUAUGGCUAGGGUGAGGGCCUCAUACAAGAAAAACGAUUGCUUUCUAGUCAGCUUAAUGAUGUUCCAACUCUCAAACUAGAUCAUACCUCCCCAGUGGUAUGUUACUAGGUCUUUAGGUCAGAACCUAAAGGUUGGUCUUACACACUGUAUUUAGCUGCUAAUAGUCCCAAACCUGUGGCUGAUCAUGGAUGGUGUAGUGGUCAUGAAACUAUUUUAACCUUCAGGAUUAGAUCUUUAAAUUUGACUGGAGGCUACAUUGACUCACUUUCACCAGUAUGCUGCACUCUUGUUUCCUCUGAGUGUUGCUUAUUGUGGUGCUUGAUACCUUUCAGAUAUAAUGGGUUUCUCAAUGCUUUGAAUUUUCCAAAAACUGAGAAGCAUUGCAGUUUUCUUGACUAUUCUGAAGGCUUGGAUCCGCCUGAGUGAACAGUGAGAAUGUGCUUAUGUAUGAUCUAGUUAGCUUGACCUGUCUAUGUGUUGGAAAGCAUUGAAAAUUGGAGCAGCAUCAUAACUGAAUGGUGCAACUUCUGUAUGCACAAUAGGUGAAAGAAAGGAUAUAAUCAGGACCCUUGUCACACAUGGCAAGGAACAGGGCCUUGCUGGGGUAUUAUCCAUAAAAAGUAGAAGUAGCAGAGCUGUUUUGAUGCCCAGCAGCAGCUUGGGGGUGUGAGGUGGAAGGUCAGAGGACCAGUUUUGAGAUCAGUUUCCAGACCCCAGAGAAUUCAGUCAGCUGUUUAAUUAAACACUUGUUGCUGAGCAAUUCUGCAUCAACAACAAACAGUAAAUUAGACAAAUGUGGAUCCUCUUUUGAUUUUUUUUAUUUUUCUUCCCAUGUACUAACUUCAAGUAAUGAAUGUUCUCGUGGUGAUAUUGAAGUCAUCAGGUGCAGUGUUUCCUUUAAGUUUGUUUAUAGUUUAACUCUUGAGGUCAGUUACGUACUGUAUGUAGUUAAGGUGGGUUACAGUUUUGACAUGUACUGUAAAAGUCUUUGUCAUCUUAAUGACAAGGCUUGCACGCACAUCUCUCUUCUAUCUCUGGGUAGAUCUUUGCUUUCUCUGUAAAAGUUUUUUCCAGUCCUUCCCUAUAGUAGCAUUCCUAUUCAUUUAGUGUUACCUUUAGACUUAGAUUGGUUUGCUUGUUUUGUCUUACUGUUACUCUUAAAAUCAUAUAGCUCGUCUUUACAGCUGUCUGUCAAACAUCUCUUCAUCAAAGAAAACGGGUUUGUCUGUUUUCUGGCUCUCAGGAAUUUUUACCCCUGAACUAGUAAACUUGAAAAACAUGGCUUCUUUUCCCUUUCAGGGCUUCUGAGUGCCUCUCAACUUCCACAGUCAGUUUACUUACCAUCUUUUAACUUCAGAUGCGGCUAGCUAAAAAAGUAUUCAAAUAUUGGGUGUGGCAAAGGGAAAGAAAACUGUUUUGCAUUGUGAUCUAUUUGGAAAGACCGGCUGUUUUAUUACCAUUUAUUGUUCUGUGUAUUGCUUCCUGUAAAAGUCACUUAUCUCUGUGCUCGGAUCAUGCUUGAUGUAUAUUGCUGGAGAAACUCUAGCAAAUGGGGUUUUGUAACAAUUAUUUUAUUUGUACAUGUUUUGAAAAUCCACAAAGCUUAAAAUAAAGCUAUCUGAAUAUCUCUAGUCUAAUUGGGCAUUAAAUAGUCCAUUUACAAAAGCAGUAUAUAAACUUUAAAUUAUUGAAUUAAAAUUUCACUCUAUAGGUAGACCGUGUCUGAUGCCAACUAUGGAGGACAGAAAUGACUUGACCUGUUUAUUAGUUUCCUGAAUGAUUCAGUAACUUCCAGGUGUGUGAAACUGGCUCAAGCUUUCUUUUGUGGUAUUGGCUGUAGACUGCUGGCCUAUUAAUUAUGUGCACUGCUGAACUUAAGAGCUAAGAAUGAGGAGAAGAGUCUGUAUGUUUAUCUAGCAUUACCAUGACUCCAUACCUCGUCAUCCAGACUACUGUAUUCAACAAUAUCCAGCAAAUCUUUAGUAUUAAAUUGGAAUUGAAAACUUCAGACUCUUCUCAUGACUUUCCAAAAAACUUUUGAGAACUCGUUGGUUUAAUUGGUAGCUUUGGGGCUUCUUAGGACUAUACAACUAUAUUUUCAAUGUAGUUAAAAUAGCUGAUGUUGUGCUUGCGGUGGAUUUUUGUCACAGAAAUAAAGCUCUCCCUUUCCUAA
Messenger RNA from Struthio camelus australis, 8023 nucleotides. NCBI's taxonomy places the organism in Eukaryota, Metazoa, Chordata, Aves, Struthioniformes, Struthionidae. The record is from RefSeq and is a predicted model, not a curated record.